CAGCGAUUAUUAGGCCCUUUUCCCUCAGAAGAUGGCUGCCGAGCAGAUUCCGCUGUUUACCAUUCCGUUAGAUGUUGUUCAGGACUCGGCUGGCUAUCACACAAGAAACGAGCCUGGGGAGCGGCAACGCCAGAAUAUCAUCGAUGAUCUUUGCUCAGGCUUCUUACUCCAGGCUACCCUACAGGGUGCUGUUCAUGGCACGCUCACGCCAGGAGGUGACCCAGCCACUCUGCUUGUCAUGCAAUUCUACUUCCAGGGGCAUACGGCGAAGAGACGCUUUCGGACGGCCGAGAUCAAGAUUAGAUUUGCCGAUCAGGAAAGCCCCCUUUACGCGGAUCCAGAGGUCAUGGGCCUUUGGCCACAGGGCGACUUCAGCUUCAACCCAUCUGAGGUGGACAUGAACGACAGCAAAGGUGGAUCGGCGACAAUAACCGGGGCCCCCCUGGCGUUCAGCUGGGACUCAGUGGAAGCUGGACACAACGUCGUGCGUAUCACAUUGGAAGAGAAUGGCGAUCAAAAAGAGGGGAUUAUCCCCAGCAUAUCGACCGCCAUCUUACUAAAGCGCAAGGCUGCAGACGCUUGCUUUACUGCUCAGGUAGAAGUUCAGGCACAGGCAGAUAUCAGAUAUGCUACAGCCAUGAGGAUCAGGGAUCUUUCCGGAAACAGCCCUGUUAAUGAUCCCGUGGUCUUCGACCCCAAUUGUCAGCCGACCAUGGCUGUCAAGGAUGCAUCACACUUGGAAGGUGAAAAGCUGGAAUCAUUUGUGACAGCUACCUCCACCACUGUGCUUCCAACCAUCAAGAAUGUGGCUGGGGUCUAGUAAAAGGGGCUAUCUCUCUCACUAAGCACUAAUCAUGCACGCUAAGGC
Molecule: messenger RNA, 868 nt
Organism: Aspergillus novofumigatus IBT 16806
Lineage: Eukaryota; Fungi; Ascomycota; Eurotiomycetes; Eurotiales; Aspergillaceae
Exons: 2
Coding region: 32-820 (262 amino acids)
Source: RefSeq, a predicted model, not a curated record